AUAACAGCGCGACCGACUCUCUCGAGUUGAAAACAUUAGCAGUUGUGGAGUUAUGUCGUUUACAGGUUUUUUUUGGGAUCGCUGAAUCUUUUUAUGCGUUUAUAGAUCUAAUGUAUAUCAUUAUUUGUUACUUCCUCUUUCAGUUUGUCGGAAGAAACGAUCUUUAGCUGCAUUUAGCGCCUUAGUUUCACUUUAUCUGUAUCUGAGGUCAUCAUUUUUUCUCCUGCCGUUCAGUUUUAAUAGAUGUGUUUUACGUUGUUUUGUGGGGGAUAUACAUUCAUCCGACUUUAGACAUAAAACAGAUGGAAGAAGCGUUACACGAGAGAUGCUGUCACUCUGACGGAGCGUCGAAACUAAACGACGCUGCGGUCGCAGAUUUGCUGGAGUUUCUGCGCAUCGAUGUGGAGCUCGAGCCCGCCGCGAGCGCCGACAGAGAGCAAACCUCGUGCUCUAAAAAUGUUACACGCAAGCAGCGUAACUGGGAGAGAAGACUGGAGGUGAAAAGGAGAAAAAGAAAAGAGGAGAAACAGAGAAAGAAGCUCAACAGACUAAAUAAAGAUGUGAAUGAGCUGCAGCUCAGUAAACGUGUGAUUAAAGCGGUUACCAAAGAGAGACUGGAGGAGGCCAGAGCAGCAGGACUGCGUCUGUGUGUCGACCUCAGCAUGACCGACCGCCUGACAGACAAAGAAAUCAGUCGUCUUGCAGGACAGAUCAGGCGCCUUUACGGAUCCAAUAAGAAAUCCCUACAGCCAUUCCACGUUUUCCUGACAGAAUUCAGAGAGGACAGUCUGCUGUAUAAGGAGUGCGUUCGGAUGAAUGACGGCUUCCUGAAUUAUCUGAUCGAUGUGACGGAGGAGAGCUGGUUUCAUCUGUUUCCCUCUGAAGAUGUGAUAUAUUUAACCCCGGACGCAAGUGAAGCGUUGGAAUAUGUGGAGGAAGAUAAAGUUUAUAUCCUCGGAGGUUUAGUGGAUGAAACCAUACAGAAGAAAAUAAGCUUCACGAGGGCGAAAGAGUUUGGCAUUCGCAUGGCGCGGCUGCCGAUUGAUGAGUACAUGGUGAAGAAACCAAACCCCAAAAACUUCCACUCCAAAAUCCUGGCCAUCAACCAAGUGUUUGAAAUCCUACUGACAUUUCGGGACACCAAAGAUUGGACUAAAGCUCUUGCCGCUGGUAUUCCUCCUGGAAAAGGUUACAUGUUGGCCUCGGCAGCAUCUACGGACGUGACAAACUCUCAGGAAGAGCUGUAGACAGGGCAGUGUUAUAAAAUCAUCUAUAUUAGAUAACUUAAUAUCUGACUGAAGUCACUUGAAUCACUAAAAUACAUGACUGCAUCUUUUGUAUUACGUUUUAUUUAUGUUAAAAUGCUCUCAAGGAUGGUUUCUGCACUGUCAAAAACUCAACUGGUGGAUAUUUUGUCUGCAUUAAAGCCACUGGAUCAAAUCACUGAUGUAUGCACUCCUUUUAUCACUGCGUUCAUGUUUUCAAUGUGACAUGGAUUAGAUUAGGGCCUGGUUCCACAGACAGGGCUUAGAUUAAGCCUUAAUUCAGAGUAGCUUUUAUAGUUAUGAAAAAAAAACAUUACUGGUUUGCAAAUUGAGACAAAACAAUAACACAGACAUUUUAAGAUACAUCAGUGCAAGAUGCUUUCAAGUAAAACAGCUCAAACAUGAAUUUUAGUCUGGAUCUAGACUCAAGCCCCGUCUGGUAUAAUGUUACAUUGGUCUAGUGUCUUUUUAAUAAGCACUCUUGACUAAAAACAAUUUUAUCAAGUAGUUUGACCAUCAGCGCCACCUAGCGGCUGACAUUUGUAACUAUAUAAAUCAUCUUCCCAGAACCACCAGUCUUUAGUAGAUUAACUUAAAUGCCCAAACUUUCAUUUUUAAUUAAAAACACCCCAUUAAUGCAUGUAAAUAUGUUCCUCACCAGAGAAAACUAUUGGUUUGACACCAAAUACGUCGUUUUUGUUUAAAGUUGUAUUACUUAAACAUUUAAUUUAUCCAAAUGUGUCUAAAUGUUGAUACUUGGAUUCAU
Molecule: messenger RNA, 2031 nt
Organism: Pimephales promelas (fathead minnow)
Lineage: Eukaryota; Metazoa; Chordata; Actinopteri; Cypriniformes; Leuciscidae
Gene: trmt10b
Product: tRNA methyltransferase 10B
Biological process (GO): tRNA N1-guanine methylation
Cellular component (GO): nucleoplasm; nucleus
Molecular function (GO): tRNA binding
Source: RefSeq, a predicted model, not a curated record